Populus euphratica (Euphrates poplar) is the source of this 2577-nucleotide messenger RNA. Its product is annotated as splicing factor 1-like. Gene Ontology annotation, biological process: regulation of mRNA splicing, via spliceosome. The record is from RefSeq and is a predicted model, not a curated record. Bases 192 to 2423 code for a protein of 743 amino acids. NCBI's taxonomy places the organism in Eukaryota, Viridiplantae, Streptophyta, Magnoliopsida, Malpighiales, Salicaceae. Gene Ontology annotation, molecular function: mRNA binding. Gene Ontology annotation, cellular component: nucleus. The transcript has 9 exons.
GAAAAAGUUGCACCGCUAGAGGAGAAGAAACUGGAGAUAGAAACGAAGGGAUGAAGGCAAUGACAAAUGCGUGCUCGUUGGUCUCUCUAUGUUUUCUUCUGUCCGUGUCUAGUUCGCCGUGCAAAGGUAUCCAGAGAAUGGAAUGAGUGUAGGUAGACAAGACAUCUGCGUUUGAGCUUCAAAGUAUUAAGAUGACUGCAACAAGUUCUUCAUCCAGUGCAUCGACAACUAGUGGUCCCAAGGUGUCUUUAUUUGCAGCCAAGUCAGGGUUUGUUAUCCCUAAAAAUAAACUUUUGGGUUCAUUAGUUUCCAUCGUCAAAGGAGGUAAAAAGCCGGGUAGUAAAAAUGCAGUGAACGGAGAAAGUACCAAUCAGGAACAGGUUCAGAGGAAAACCAAAUGGGGUCCUGAUUUAACAAAAGAUGCUUCCGUUAAAAGGGGAAGAGCCUUGGCAUACCAGAUUCGAGUGGAUCAAAUUGUGCAACAACUGGAAUUGGGAAUUCCAGAACCCGGGGAUGGAGACUCACAUGACUCCAAUGAGCUUGAAGAUCGCAAAUCUUCGAUUCCACAAAUCCAUACCAAGAACUCUGAGAUCUUGGAACUUGAAAAACAGGAAGCUAUAGGUGAGAUACUUAUAUUGAAUCCAAGCUACAAGGCUCCACCCAAUUAUAAGCCUUUGCUAAAAGAGACCACAGUUCCCAUCCCUGUCAAGGAGUAUCCUGGAUAUAAUUUUAUUGGUCUAAUAUUUGGGCUUGGAAGCGAGACUCAGAAGCGAUUAGAAAAGGAAACUGGAGCCAAAAUACAAGUACAUGGUUCCAACACGCAUACAGGAGAGAAGGUUGAGAUUUCUCCAUCUGAUGGCAAUGAGACUCAGGUUGCUUAUGAGGAGUUGAGUGUUCUUGUAACAGCCGACACAUUUGAGAAAGUUGACGCAGCUGUUGUCCUGAUUGAAUUGCUAAUCACCUCAGUAUCAGGAAAUUUAGCGGCUGGGGAUAAUGCAAAUGUUAGUCAGAAUCAGGCGGCCUCUACUGCUGUAAACCAAGGAGUGGUGCUAUCUUCUACUCCUCAACAAGGCCAGUUCCAAUAUCAAAAUUCAUGGCUCCCUGCUGCCACACCUCUACAUCCACCUCCAGGCUUAAUUUCCCCUCAGACUUCUUCAGCACCAGUUUUAAACAAUCCUAUACCUUUACAGUCAGCAUCUUUCAAUUCUUCAACCAUGCUUUCAUUAUUCGGGCCUAGACUGGCACAGGGCUUUUCAAAUCCAUAUCAGCCUAGAAAUUUUUCCAUGCCUACUCCACAGCCUCGAUCUUUUACUGGUAGCCAGCCCCACCCAACAGGGCUGUACUCUGUUGCAAGGCCACCAGUACUUCAACCCUCGUCAAGUGGUUCACAUGAUGGGCUAUUAGUCCCUUCUGGGUGGUCUGGAUCUCCUGCAAGUGUUCCGGCAUCAUUAGGUUUUGUCAACAUGGGACAAACAACAAUUCCUAUAGUUCCCUCACCUGGUCCAUGGCCUACUGUUCCACAGCUAGGUUUUCCAUCCAAUGCGCCACCUCCAAAUGCAGCUAAUAUGGUUUCUCCUGUAACCUUCCCACCGGGACCAUCCUCUCUGCAAUCACACAGUGUUUCUAUGAAUCGUCCUACCCUAAUCCAAUCUUCACUGGUUGCACCUUUGCCAAUUUCAUCCAUAAGCCCGGUACUUGGUUCCACGCCAAUUUCAGUAGUUGUAGGAGCUUUCUCUGGAACUAGCUCAAAUUUUGCUCCCAUGAGAUCACCCACAAUAACAGGUGCAAAAAUACAGCACUCUGGUCCUGGUGAUUUUACUUUUCAAUCACAUCAUCUGCAGAAUCCAGCUCCCCAAAUAUCUCCCAGGCUUAGCAGUCAUCAUGCUACUCAAAACGGUCCGCUUCCUAGACCCACGAUGCAAUCGCCAGCACCUCAAGGACCACCUUCUCACUUUGAGGUCCCUAAUUCAACUCCUCUACCUGGCAGGCAGAUGUUUCCUAGACCACAUGUCAGCAAUCAAAUGGGUCAAGUUCCCUUUGUUGGAAAUCCUACCGGUCCCUCGCUUCCCCUCGGCCUUCCAGCAUUUUCAAAUGCAAAUUCAUUUGGACAACCAGUCAUGGAGAUGGUGUCGGGGAACUUAAGUUCAACUCCCCACAUGCCCUAUUUAAAAGGUCCUUUACCUCCCAGACCGGGAAACCCCUUGCAACUUCAGCAGAAUUAUCCAGUUCCAAUAGCUCCUCGAGGACAAGCAUUUGCUCCGAAGCAGCAGCCUAUCAUCUCCUUGGCAUUUGCUAGACCAGCUUCAUUCCACGGAGGUCAGCAUGUUUAUGAUCCAUUUUCUCCAACUCCUGUGUCAACUGCGUCUCAACGGCAAGGAGGUAAUCUAGGAGACGUGAGCAAGCCAGAGAAUGAUCCACUGUAAUUUUGCGUACCUUACUGGAUGUCCUAGGAGAACGCGUGAGGAAAUCAUGUGACCGCCAAUGUUAGUUUCUUCAUCAUUGAAAUAGAUAAAUUUGGCAUUCCCCCUCCCUCCCUCUGACCUCGACAAAUUUAUAAAUGCGUUUCGUUUCAUCUAA